Patiria miniata (bat star) is the source of this 2109-nucleotide messenger RNA. RefSeq lists its product as uncharacterized. The coding region runs from base 112 to 1692 and encodes 526 amino acids. The record is from RefSeq and is a predicted model, not a curated record. Gene Ontology annotation, molecular function: transmembrane transporter activity. The transcript is spliced from 11 exons. Lineage: Eukaryota; Metazoa; Echinodermata; Asteroidea; Valvatida; Asterinidae. Gene Ontology annotation, biological process: transmembrane transport.
CUUGCCUGGUUUACAUAAAAACAGAUUAUUGAACAUGUUAAACCUCGGGCCACACUCGGAAAAUAAUUGUGGCUACCUUUCCCGUAAAUUUUCCCAGGCCAGCCGUAAGCCAUGGGGUUGACUUUGAAGACCAAGAAGCGACUCACAAACUUCGCACAGUCCAUCUUCUUUUUACUUGGUGGAAUAGAAUAUGCCGUUGUUCUGCCAACACUCAAUGAGUACUUGGGCCAUCUGGAUGGCGAUCCCUUAUUCUUUGGCAUGGUCAUGGCUGCGUUUAGCUUCAGUGGAGUGCUAGUGUCACCGCUCUAUGGUCUUAUCCAGGACCGCAUUCAUAAAACAAAAGUUCUUAUUUUGUUUGCAAAUCUGUGGGAAAUAGGGGGCAAUUUUCUGUACUUUUAUGGAGGUUCCAAGUACGUCCUGCUGGGCAGUAGGUUACUCUGCGGACUUGGUGCUGGUGUCGGAUCGGCCAUCUUUGCACAAAUCUCUCGAACGUCCACAGAGAGGGACCGAGCCUCAGCCCUAUCCGUUGCGUCAGCGGCUCGGCAAAUCGGUCUGCUGCUCGGUCCAGCCCUCAAUCUACCACUCAACAUCUGUAACUUCUACAUCGGACCGUUCCAUGUCAACAAUUUCACCGGACCAGGGAUUUUGAUGUGCAUCCUCUUCAUCAUCAUGCAAGUCCUCAUCUUCUUCUGUUUCUACGACAUCCCACCUCUCGAAGAACAAACAGAGUGUGAAAAUGAAGACGGCAAAUCGGACCCCGUCGUUGUCGGAAGUGUACAAGCCCAAUCAGAUUCCUGUGAUCCAAGCUCAGUUUGUUUUCAAGAAGGCGCAAACAGGGACAUUGUCAAUGGUGGCUUUUAUGACUCGCACACCACGGACUCUUCACAGGGUAGAUGCCAAAGACUGAAUAGUGGACGUGCAGUGUGCAAUGCUGUCCAACUGUCUGACGAAACUAGCACUAGCAGCAGCGACGAGAAGAAGACCUUUUCAAAGCUUGAUGUAUUCUUGAAGGAAGAAGUAUUGGUGCUACUGACUGCACAGUUUGUCUUCUUGUUCAACCAAACAUGUCUUGAGACCAGUGUAACAGUGAUGACAAAGAGGUUACUUGACUUCGGCGGUGUGGAGAACAGUAUCCUCUAUGCUGUUGCUGGCUUCGAGCUUCUCCUCAGUUUCGUCGUCAUCAAGUGCAUCAGCAAGGUGGUCUCAGACCGUGCCAUGAUUUUCGGGGCACUGACUGUCGAGAUAGUGCCCUAUAUUCUGCUGUUGGUAUUCUAUCCACAUGCCACCCCAGGAAGGGACAAAAACCUGUGGUGGUUUGCAACCCUUUUCAUCGUCCAAGUUUCUGGUCUAGGUUUCCUCUUCAUUGGACUAGUAUCCUUGUUCUCCAAAGUCACUCCAGGUGCAAUGCAAGGUUUCGCUCAGGGAAUCCGUCGAGCAGUGGGUGGAAUCGGUACCAUCAUGGGCCCGCUGUGGGCGGGAUGUAUCGCUAACUGGCCGUUUGAGACGAUAGCUGUCAUGUUGGCCCUGUUCGUCUUGGUCAUGGGCAUGAAUGUGCUGUCGUGGAAACGUCUCAAGCCACAUUCUGACAUCACCGACUCCCGACAAGCGCCGGCACGGGACGAUCUAAAUGAGGAAGCCAAACCGUUACUUAAUAUCAACGCAGACGAAACAGAUUAUGGGUUAGUGGAUUGAAGAGUGCACAACAGGCCUCACGGCAAAUCCCUUAAAACCUAAAACAACUCUAUUUCAACUUUGGAGCCUGGUUUUUUUCUAAUUAUUAUUAUAAAAAAUAUUAAAGUAAUCCAUAACCUAUAAAAACCUAUAUUUGUAUUCUGCCAUACAUUUUUACAAAGUUUUAACAUCAAUUUGACCCCCAAUUUAGUUAUUAUAAUUGCAACAGAGUGUUUAUUGGUGUUACAUGUAGGUAACUUUGUCUAGUGUGGAGAACUUGAGGUAUUAGAUUCACUGUAUUUCUGCUACCUCAUGUUGAAAAAUUGCACCCUCAAUUAUAUUUUGGCACUUGGAAAACCUUUCAAACCUGCAGGGUGACCCCCAAAAAAUGCAACCAUAAAAUGUUCGCCUUUUCUAAAAAAAAAAAAAAAAAAAAAA